AUGGCGCACAGCAUAUCCAAUAGAUGGCGAAUUAAAGAGUUGUUUUUUGUCAUUGUUGCAUUGUUGGCCAUGAUCGGCGUAUCUGCGCUACUCACUUUGGUACCUAUAUCAACUCAGACCACGGCAGCAGGGACGUAUCAAAGCGAUAUUCUGAACGGGAAACAAGAUGGAAUCUUCUUCCUGGGGCACAUUUUUGAAAUUGAUAUUCCUGGGCGAACAUUCGAAGUACAGUGGGUUGUCGGAGCAUGCGGACGCUUCCUCUUAACACCAGCGGAGACGUAUGAUGCAAGCCAAUCUCCCUGCGGACUGCCGAAUGUGCCUCUGAAUAUAUACAUUGACAAUAACCUGGAAAACACGUACGAUCCGCAAGACCUUUACCAAUUGGACAAACGUUCCAACAAAACUACUGGAUUCGUACAUUUCAUGAAGACGCAUUCCAUUGACAUCGCAACCGCCCAAUUAGGCUCCAAACGCGUCUAUGACCAACUCUUUUGGUAUCCAUUCGACUUUUACCACAGCGGCUCCGACUUCUUCGUCAUCAACACCAACGACAACACCUCGCUGCCGAUUAUCAAGGCCGUGUUCGCUGACCCUGUCAACAACUUUGCACCGCAGUCAAUAGAGACGCCAACAGAGUCCAUCGUGAACGGGACGCUGAUCCAGUCCCGCAAUACGUUCCUGGGUCUGAGGAGGACGGUGAAUGCAAAGAUGUAUACGUUCCUGUUGUUCAUUGUGAACUGGGGCUUGACGGUUCUGGUGGCGUAUAUCACAAUGCUUGUUAUGGCCGGUGAAAGCUUGGGAGAAGGCAUUGUGGUGUUGCCGUUGACGAUUAUACUGACGAUGCCGACUAUUCGAGGGUUGUUUGUGGAGAACCCUCCCUUUGGAAUCUUGCUUGACAACCUCGGCCUCGUUCUACAAAUGAUUGUGGUCGCUCUGUGCAGCGUUCUUAUUUUGAUUCCGAGUGUCUUGAAAAAGAAACCUUACAGCUCGAUGCCAACGAAGGAAUUUUGA
Messenger RNA from Psilocybe cubensis, 1011 nucleotides. RefSeq lists its product as uncharacterized. The transcript has 6 exons. NCBI's taxonomy places the organism in Eukaryota, Fungi, Basidiomycota, Agaricomycetes, Agaricales, Agrocybaceae. Bases 1 to 1011 code for a protein of 336 amino acids. The record is from RefSeq and is a predicted model, not a curated record.